Molecule: messenger RNA, 4588 nt
Organism: Protopterus annectens (West African lungfish)
Lineage: Eukaryota; Metazoa; Chordata; Ceratodontiformes; Protopteridae
Gene: RNF17
Product: ring finger protein 17
Exons: 29
Coding region: 43-4254 (1403 amino acids)
Source: RefSeq, a predicted model, not a curated record
AGAUUCAAUGACAUUUCUGUCCGUGGGAAAGUUAGUACGAAGAUGACCUCACGCAGGAAGGAAUAUGUUCAUCAGAACUGGCUAACACGUGAAAGCAAGCCCCAAAAUACUGGAUAUGGUCCUGAAUGUGAAAGAAGCAGAUGGAAAAAUCUCAGUGGUUCUCCAGUUAAACAAAGUGAGAAAAUGUUUGAUGUAAUGCAAAAAGAUGCAUCAACUGCCAGUGGCGAUGGUACCGAGCAUCAUGCUAUUGCAGAGAGAGAAGCAUCACUUGAAGUAAAGGAGAAAAUUUGGUCUUCAGUUGAACAGGCUGCACCGAGAUCUCAGGAGGUUGCUCAAGUUUUCCUCAGUCAUUUAGGAAAUCCUGAUGUUGUAAUUGAAGACAUUUUUGAGGAUGAUCUGUCAAGUGACAGUGUUUCUGAAAAGGCUCCUAAACUGUUGGGAAAAAAACAGAAGAAGUAUUGUACAAAGAAAAUGGAACAUUUUUUGCCAUUUGGAGAAAAGACAGGGGUAUUCAAAGAAGCUUGGAAGACUUCAAGGACAGUUCCAGUUCAUAAAAAAAGAAAGGACAACUCUCUUGGUUUUCCUGAGCUGGUUGAUGUGAGCUAUGUUAUAAAUCCUUGCCAUUUCUAUGUUCGAAAGUAUUCAGAGAGGAAAAAGGCACAUUUGUUGACUGGCAAGCUUAACCAGUUUUGCAGUGGGGCUGCUUCUUGCAAACCUGAUGAUGUUUUGACAUUAGGUGAGUCCAUUAUGGUUCAGAGUGCUGAGAAUGGCAUGUGGUGUCGUGGAAGUAUUUUGGAGCUAAUCCCAUCAGACCAUUUAAAUGUGGGAAGACCUAAUGGACCCACACAGUAUGCCUUACAUAAUAUUGCUGUGGUGCAGGUACUGAUGAUCGACUAUGGACAUUUUGAAGUAUUCAUAGCUGCACGAGCAAGCAAUCACAGUGAUACUGUUCCUGUUGUGAGGUCCGAUCAUGUUUCCAUGCCACAUGUAAUUGUUGAUGAUUUAUAUCGUGUGAUAAUAAAAGCUAGUGAUACAAUGCCAGUGGAAAUAAGAAACGUCCCUCCUUUGGCUAUAAAAUGCUCACUAAAGGAUAUUGUUCCAGAGGAUAUGAACAAAGGCUGGAAUGAGGAGGCCAGAAGUGAGUUUUUAAGAAUGGUGAAUAAAAAGUCUGUCAUGAUGAAGAUAUUUAAGCACGAUGGUGACAAACUACUUGUGGAUUUAAUGAAGCCACCUGUUGACAAAAUAAGCAGCGAUAUGCCAGUAUCCCUCAGAGAUGCUUUGGUGUUUCUGGAGUUGGCAAGGUUCAGUUCACUGAGUAGUGACUUUCUGCACCAGUUUGAUAGGACUAUUUUGAAAUACUGCCCAGCUGUCUUACCUUUGGCCCAGGCUGUUGUUAAUGCUUCUGUUUGCCACAUUAACAAUCCCUCAGAGUUUUAUAUACAACCGGUGGAUUUGGAGUUUUUGGUUCUUGAACAGAAGAUUCAGGAAGCUUACAAGGAAGAUAUUGAUAAUUUGGAAAUAAUUUGUCCAGUUCUGGGGCAGGCGUGCAUUGCUCAGUUUGAGGAUGACCGGUGGUACAGAGCACGUGUUAUUGGAUUACCUGGAUCCAGGGAGGUUUUGGUUAUGUAUGUUGACUAUGGUAACACUUCUACUGUCUCUGUUAAAUGCAUUCGAAAAAUACAGGACAAUUUCUUGUGUGUUCCAGAACAGGCAGUACCUUGUCAACUUGCAUUCAUUAGACCAUCUGACAGUAAUACUGGAUGGUGUACUGAAGCAAUCAAAAUGCUCAGAGAGCUCACUAUGGACCAGGUAGUGAAAUGUACUGUCAUUGGUGUUUCUGAAGACAAAACUCUAUCUGUGGAACUUCACUUGUCUGCACCCAUUCCAGGCAAGACAACAUCAGUAGUCAACACUGCUUUAGUUGAACAGGGCCUUGCCUGUUUUGAACCUCACUGUGAAAAGGAGAGUAUAUCGACUCAAGAGAGUAUUGAUAUCUGGGAUGCUUCACUUCAUGAAUUGUUAGAAACCGCAUCCCCACAUAACAUUUCAUUGCAGUCUGAUUUGAAUGCUGAAACAAUGAGGGAUUUAUCAACUUCUGGACUUGCUGCAGAAUUGAGUAAAGGAGUAAACCUUGAAGUGAAGGUUACUUUUGUUAAGUCUCCAAGUUGUAUAUUUGUGCAGCCAUUGUCAUCUGAAUCUUUAAUUGAAAGCCUUCAUGAAAAGAUGGCUGCAGAGUUAGCAACAACAGAACCUGAACUGGUUGACUGGAAGAGUGAUAUGCAGUGUGCUGUGCUGGAAAAUGACACCAAAAAGUGGAGAAGAGGACAGGUUCUCAGAGUUGCGUCAGAAGCUUCAGUAGAGGUCUUGUUUUAUGAUUUUGGGUACAGUGAAGUGAAGAGUGCCUGCAAUCUAAGAAAACUGUCAGAACAUUUUACACAUGGGAAAUGUGCAAUUGAAUGCAGCUUAUCUGAAAUACGGCCUACUGGAGGGAGUGAGAAAUGGACAGCAACAGCAUGUGAUUUUCUGGCCCACUAUCUUACUGGAGCAAGAGUCGAUUUAGUUAUACAGGAAGCUUCCUUGGAGUGGCCUUUGCCUGUAAAAAUGUUUUGCAAGAAUGAAGCUGGGCAGAAGAUAAACAUGGCUGAGUAUCUUAUGCUAAAGGGCUUAGCACUCCGGGAGAAAAAGAUUUCCAGUCUUAAACAUGAUGGGCAAGAACAUAAAGAAGAUGCAGAAAAAUCCUGCAAGGAGAGUGAUGAUAGAAAAGAGAUUGCUGAUGAUAAAAUUGUGCUUGACCACAGAGAUACUGCAGAAAGUACUGUGACAGAAAAAAUUCAAGUUAUUAGUCCUGUCGAUACAUGCAACUUGGCUGACACAAGCAUUCAGAAGUUUGCAACUGAAAAGUUUCAGGUGUAUAAACCUCCAGUCAUCCCUGAUUCUUCAUUUAUCCCAGCAACUGUGAGCUUUGUUGGAGAUGAUGGAACUAUCUAUGUAAUACAAAAGAGUCUUGAAGUUGAUUUAGCCAUAUUAAUGGAUAACAUCCAGAAAAAGUUCAAACUUCAAGGCCUUCUGAAGCCUUACUGCUGGAAGAAUGGAGAUGGCUGUGCUGUAAGAGGAUCAGACACACUUUGGUAUCGAGGAAAAGUUACUGAAGUUAUUGGUGGCUCUGUAAAAGUUUUUUACAUUGACCAUGGUUACACUGAGAAGAUACCACCAUGUCAUCUGUAUCCACUUAUUCUAUACGAGGAUAUGCCACAGUUUUGCAUUCCCUGUAAGCUUCAUGGAGUAGUACCACUUGGUGGUUUUUGGCAGAGUGAUGCAGUUGAGUUGAUUCAAGAACUACUUCCAAAAAGAUAUGUAGAUGUGAAAAUCAUGGAGUAUCAUGGAAAACCUCUGACUUAUUUAGCAGUCGAAAUCUACUUUGAUGGAAUGCCACUGUCUUCCUUUAUGGAAUACAACAAGCACUGCACUAAAAGUGAAAGUGAUUCGUCUUCUUUAAAAUCAGAAGGGUGCAAUGAAGACACGUGUGGAGACAGCUGGGAGAUUGAUUUUGAAGGUUUACAUUCGCCAAAUGUGGGCAUUCAACCUUUAAUUCAUUUUGGCUUACCUUCUCUGCCUUAUCCUGGAGAAUUUUUUUCGGUAACAGUGAAGCAUAUUGAAACACCUAAUGAGGUUUUCAUCAGCCUUAUUUCCCGGGAAGGCUCCAGGCAUUCAUCUGAUACAGAUGAUAGUGGAAUAAGCUGCGUGCCUGAAGAGAUGACUUUAGAAAGUGCCAUGAAGCAGCUGAACGAGUAUGCAGAUUUUCUCCCCAUACUCACAGAUUUUGCAUCAGGUCUGCCUUGUAUUGCAGAGUAUGUGGAUGGCUUGUGGUACAGAGCAAGAAUACUUGCAAUUCAGUGCAUUGACCCAGUCAAAGUCUUGGUUCAGUAUGUUGAUUAUGGCUCUACCAGAUUACAGGCAGCAGAUCGGCUUCGACAGAUUCCUCCAGAGCUCUUCCAAUAUCCCGUUGCAGCAUUCCGGGUUAAACUAGCAGGGUUUAAACCCCCAAGAGAUGAUGGACUUCCUGACAGAAUUCCUUACAGUCCAUUGUGGAGCAUGGAAGCCCUCUGGACUAUGAUGGACUGUGUUGAAGGGAAACAGCUAAGUGCUUCUCUACUGUCUGGAUUUCCAGAGCCCAGUGCAUUUUUAUAUGAAGAGGAGGGAACUCUAGUUCAUGUGCCACUUAUUGAAAAGAGCCUUGCAGAUGUGGAUCUGUAAAUAAAUGUGUGUGUGUUUCCAACAAAUAGAAGCAAAGUAAGACUACAAAACUGUCUACAAGCAAAUGCAGUUUUGUCCAGAUGUGCUCAUUUUCCUUUAAACUUUUUUUAUUGAAAACACAUUUUGAAAUGUAGUUAGGCAAUCAUAAUGGAAAAAGUUAUGGUCUGAUUGGUUAUAAAUGUUUUCGAUGUUCUUGCUAUAUUAAUAUUUUUUUUCUGAAAGUUGAAAGUUCAAAUCAUGUUUAUCUUGUUGACAUGGUAAAGGUUGCAGUAGUUUAUUUUUUUUUAUAGUUGUAUUGCAGACACUAGAAAUAAAGAUUACUUUGGCACAUCUA